This is a messenger RNA of Piliocolobus tephrosceles (Ugandan red Colobus), 1275 nucleotides long. RefSeq names its product RAB24, member RAS oncogene family (gene RAB24). NCBI's taxonomy places the organism in Eukaryota, Metazoa, Chordata, Mammalia, Primates, Cercopithecidae. The transcript has 9 exons. Bases 366 to 977 code for a protein of 203 amino acids. Gene Ontology annotation, molecular function: GTPase activity; GTP binding. The record is from RefSeq and is a predicted model, not a curated record.
UGCGGCCCCGCCCCCUCGCCCUCUCGCCCCCUCCCGCGGGAGUCGCGGCGCUGCGGGUAGGAGCCGGGUUGCAGGAGACCCCGGGUUCGGUUGGGAUUCCCAGCCAAAACGGAGCUUAAGCCGGGCAGGCGAGCGAAUGACGAAGUAGCGAGCUGCACGGCGGCUUGCUGCGCUGUUGAGGACGCUGUCCCGCGCGCUCCCAGGCCGCCCCGGGGUUUGGGGUCUUCGAAAGAUAAUCGGCGCCCAGAGCCGAACAGCGGGGGCACACGGGGCGCUGCUGAAGUGCAAGGCCACUGCCAGAGCUCGAGCUCGACGCGCUGUCUCGAGUUGUAGGACCCUGACGUGGCUGAGGCGGCCCCGGGAGCAUGAGCGGGCAGCGCGUGGACGUCAAGGUGGUGAUGCUGGGCAAGGAGUACGUGGGCAAGACAAGCCUGGUGGAGCGCUACGUGCACGACCGCUUUCUGGUGGGGCCCUAUCAGAACACCAUCGGGGCCGCCUUCGUGGCCAAGGUGAUGUCGGUCGGAGACCGGACUGUGACAUUAGGUAUUUGGGACACAGCAGGCUCUGAGCGCUAUGAGGCCAUGAGUAGAAUCUACUAUCGGGGUGCCAAGGCUGCCAUCGUUUGCUAUGACCUCACAGACAGCAGCAGCUUUGAGCGAGCAAAGUUCUGGGUGAAGGAACUGCGCAGCCUAGAGGAGGGCUGCCAAAUCUACCUUUGUGGCACCAAGAGUGACCUGCUGGAAGAAGAUCGGAGGCGUCGACGUGUGGACUUCCACGACGUCCAGGACUAUGCAGACAAUAUCAAAGCUCAGCUCUUUGAAACAUCCAGCAAGACAGGCCAGAGUGUGGACGAGCUCUUCCAGAAAGUGGCAGAGGAUUACGUCAGUGUGGCUGCCUUCCAGGUGAUGACAGAGGACAAGGGCGUGGAUCUGGGCCAGAAGCCAAACCCCUACUUCUACAGCUGUUGUCAUCACUGAGUCAGCACUCACCUGGCCUGGGGGAAUUAAAGGAAUUCCCCAGAAGGGCUGGACCCAGCUCCUUUCUGGGCUUGGGUAGUCAAAUGUCUGAGCUACCCCAGGUCCUCAAGUCAGCAGAGGUGGCGCCUGCCUGUGCUGGCCCAUGGAACGGAGACAGCAUUGGGCUGACUGUGGGCAUGAGGAGGGAUAAGGGCUGAUUUGGACCCCAGGCUUCUGCCCUGGACAGCACUUGUGUCUGCAGAUUAUUUAAGUGGCUUCUGAUCUGUAAAUAAAAUGAAUGCACUGUGAAUCACACCCA